Molecule: messenger RNA, 1176 nt
Organism: Colletotrichum abscissum
Lineage: Eukaryota; Fungi; Ascomycota; Sordariomycetes; Glomerellales; Glomerellaceae
Product: myo-inositol 2-dehydrogenase
Exons: 1
Coding region: 1-1176 (391 amino acids)
Biological process (GO): NADPH regeneration
Cellular component (GO): cytoplasm
Molecular function (GO): nucleotide binding; oxidoreductase activity
Source: RefSeq, a predicted model, not a curated record
AUGUCUCCCAAGAUCCUGAAAGUUGGCGUAGUUGGCGGUGGUGACGUUGCACAAAUCGUUCACCUUCCAACCUUUAUGUUUCUGUCUGAUCUCUUCAAGGUCGUCACCAUUUGCGACAUUUCACGCAAGACGGCCGAUCAUUGUCGUGCCAAAUUCAACAUCCCCCACGCAACCACAAACCCAGACGACAUCUUCAAUGACCCGGCCAUUGAUGUCGUCGUCAUCCUAACAUCUGACGAGUACCACGCCCCGUAUACCAUUGCUGCACUGGAGGCCGGGAAAAACGUCUUGCUCGAGAAACCCAUGACGCUCAGUCUGCAAGCCGCCGACGAGAUUAUCGACGCCGAGACCAAGGCCCCCAAUAAUGCCCGCGUCUUUUUGGGCUACAUGCGACGUUACGCUCCAAGCCUCCAAGCCUUCAAACGUGAGAUCGCCUCCAUUGAAAAGAUCAAGUACGCUCGCGUUCGCGACAUCAUCGGCCCCAAUGCCUAUUUCAUCGGGCAAUCGGGAGCAUACUCUCAAAAGUACCAUGAUGACAUACCAACCGAGGUGUCGGAGGACAGAAAGGCGCGACUGGCCGUCUUACUAGGCCAAGCCUGGGGACAAGAGCCGGAAUCGCUCACAGCCGCGCAGAUGGACUACUGCUGCCUCCUCGGCAGUCUCGGGAGUCACGGUCUCAGCCUCAUGAGGAACGUGCUAGGUGGCCUCCCGGAAUCGGUUCUCGCUUCGACGGACAACGCGCGCUGGUACACGGCCAUGUUCGAGUACCGAAACGGCACCGCCCUCGACGACAGGUUCACGUGCGUCUACGAGAUGGGCAUUGACUCGGUGCCGAGAUUCGACUCUCAUGUUGCCGUCUACGGGGAGAACAAGACUGUCACGAUUUGCUAUGAUACGCCGUUCGUCAAGGGCCUCGGCAUCACGGUGGAGAUUGACGAGCUGAACGAGCACGGGGAAAAGUCCCACAGGUCUCUCCAAACCUCGUACGAGGAUGCCUACACUGCAGAGUUGAAAGAGUGGUAUGAGACUGUGGUUCACGGCAAAGAAGUCAAGACGUCUGCCAAGGACGCUCGAGAUGAUUUGAUACUGUUCAAGAUGAUGAUGGAUAAGUUCCCCGAGCACAAGAAGAUCAAGAACUUGUCCGAUAGCACGCCUUUCGUACCGAGCGGCCCUUGA